CAUAUAGUAAUCAGUGUUUGGUCCUCGAAACGUAUUUAGAUAAACGAACUAUAGUUUAAUCCUGCCUGUUUAGUUUGUCAGUUCUUGUCUGAUCGCAAUCAUGACCCAGAAGUGCAAGAAGAUUAUAAUAGACGAUGUGGCAUACGAAGUUGUACCCCCUGAUGGAGGAUGGGGUUACUUAGUGGCACUAGCUACCACUGUCAUGUAUUUAUCCACAGUCGUUCCUAUUGCUGGAUUUGGAAUAAUAUUCAAAGACUUCUUUGCAAGUUUUGGAGAUGAAACCAGAGGAAUCACUUUGACCAAUAGUAUCUUUAACACAGUGAGUUUCUUCAUGGGAUUGGUAACAAAUAUUUUAUUAAUAAAAAUCUCAUACAGAAAAGUGGCACUUCUAGGAUCAAUGUGUCAUAUUAUUGGUACAGUUGGAACCAUUUUUAUAACAAAUCUGCCAGGAUCAAUUUUGUUUAUUGGAAUAUUUCAAGGAAUGGGAUUUGGCUUAUUGCAACCCGCAGCCCUAUCAGCUUUCAACGAGUAUUUUGACAAGAGACUACAAUUGUGGAUAAGCAUAUCACAAACAGGUAUGGUAAUAGGUUACAUGUCCAUGCCAUUCUUCUCCACCUGGUCACUAAGUUUCUUUGGCUUCAGAGGAACGUUACUGGUUCUAAUGGGUCUGAGUCUGUUAACUCUUCCAGUGGCUUUGACACUGCAACCUGUAAAACAACAUUUGAAAAUGAUAAGAAUCCAUGAAGAUAUCGAAAUGCUAUAUGCAAACUCUGAUGAUGAUAUAAUUAAGACAAAGAUGAAUAAAGAGCUUCCUGAAAACGAUGAUAAUGAGGAAUUGAAAUCAGAAAAACAAACAAUAUGCCAUCAGAUUAGAAACUCUUUCGGACUAUUAAUGGACCCCAAAUACCUCAACCUUUCCAUUGGAUUGGCACUGUGUUUCACUGCCGAUAUAGCCUUCUAUCCAAUCAUCCCUUUGGUACUGGCCCAUUUGAACUACACCAAUUCUGAAAUAGCUGCAAUGAUGAGCGUGUACUUUGGAGCUGAUUUGUUGGCCAGAAUUGGACUGUCCCUUGUUUCGGUUUGCGUGGUUUACAAGAGCAGAAGAUUGUUUUACGCGGCGGCACUUUUGAGCAGCAUUUUCAGGAUAGGGUGGCUCACGUACGACUCCUUCUGGUGGAAAACUGUAAUAAUGGCCGUGUUGGGUACGCUGCGUUGCUUCAUAGAAACUCUUGUAUCAUUGGUAAUAUCUGAAGAAUAUCCAGACAGAUUUUCAUCGGCAUUUUCUUUAUAUAUGGUAGCCAAUGGCAGUACCUGUUUGAUAUGCGGAGCAAUAAUGAAUUACAUCAAAUAUUCGACAAGUAGUGACAUUAUAACCUGUCAUGUCCUUACAGCUGCCUUUCUCAUUAGCGUGACGUCAUGGUCUGUAGAAUGGUGCAUUCGUGAGAAAAAGAAAUAAUUAAAUAUUAGAUUUUAUAUUAUUUUAUAUGAAUUUAGGUAGAAAAUAAAAUAAACUAAAAUUAACUUU
Molecule: messenger RNA, 1525 nt
Organism: Sitophilus oryzae (rice weevil)
Lineage: Eukaryota; Metazoa; Arthropoda; Insecta; Coleoptera; Curculionidae
Product: monocarboxylate transporter 1-like
Exons: 9
Coding region: 101-1456 (451 amino acids)
Biological process (GO): transmembrane transport; monocarboxylic acid transport
Molecular function (GO): monocarboxylic acid transmembrane transporter activity
Source: RefSeq, a predicted model, not a curated record